GUCUGGUCCCUUCCUUCCUCCGUCGCGCAUAGAGAGAAGAUUCUGGUUGUUUUCUGGUGUCGUUACGGCUGAGGAUGCCCGCUCCGAUCAGACUGCGGGAGCUGAUCCGGACCAUCCGGACGGCUCGGACCCAGGCCGAGGAGCGAGAAAUGAUCCAGAAAGAAUGCGCGGCGAUCCGAUCGUCCUUCAGAGAAGAAGACAAUACUUACCGCUGUAGAAAUGUGGCAAAGCUGCUGUAUAUGCACAUGUUGGGUUAUCCGGCACAUUUCGGACAGCUGGAAUGUCUGAAGCUGAUUGCAUCACAGAAGUUCACCGACAAGAGAAUAGGGUACCUGGGGGCCAUGUUGCUGUUGGACGAGAGGCAGGACGUCCAUUUACUUAUGACAAACUGCAUUAAGAACGAUCUAAAUCACAGUACACAGUACGUCCAGGGACUGGCCUUGUGCACUCUCGGCUGCAUGGGUUCGUCAGAAAUGUGUCGUGACCUGGCUGGGGAAGUGGAGAAGCUGCUCAAAACGUCAAAUUCCUACUUGAGGAAAAAGGCAGCACUGUGUGCGGUUCACGUCAUUCGGAAGGUUCCAGAGCUGAUGGAGAUGUUUCUGCCAGCGACAAAAAACCUGCUGAGCGAGAAGAAUCACGGAGUUCUCCACACGUCUGUCGUUUUACUCACUGAAAUGUGUGAACGGAGUCCUGACAUGCUCACUCAUUUCAGAAAGCUGGUUCCUCAAUUGGUGCGAAUCUUGAAGAACCUGAUCAUGUCUGGAUAUUCUCCUGAGCAUGAUGUGUCCGGCAUCAGCGACCCCUUUCUGCAGGUGCGGAUAUUGAGGCUACUGAGAAUUCUGGGAAAGGGCGACGAUGACUCUAGUGAAGCUAUGAAUGACAUUCUUGCACAGGUUGCAACAAAUACAGAGACGAGUAAAAAUGUAGGUAAUGCAAUCUUGUAUGAAACUGUUCUGACCAUUAUGGACAUCAAAUCAGAGAGUGGAUUAAGGGUAUUGGCUAUUAAUAUCCUGGGACGUUUUCUUCUCAACAAUGACAAAAACAUCAGAUAUGUGGCACUGACAUCCUUACUAAAAACGGUGCAGACAGACCACAACGCAGUUCAAAGGCAUCGGAGUACCAUUGUGGACUGUCUGAAAGACCUGGACGUCUCCAUUAAAAGACGUGCAAUGGAGCUGAGUUUUGCCCUGGUCAAUGGAAAUAACAUCCGUGGGAUGAUGAAGGAGCUGCUGUAUUUCCUGGACUCGUGUGACCCGGAGUUCAAAGCCGACUGCGCGUCUGGGGUCUUCCUGGCUGCUGAGAAGUAUGCACCCUCCAAAAGAUGGCACAUAGACACCAUUAUGAGGGUGUUAACAACGGCGGGGAGUUACGUCAGGGAUGACUCUGUCCCGAACCUCAUUCAGCUCAUCACUAAUAGCGUCGAGAUGCAUGCUUAUACCGUGCAGAGACUCUACAAAGCCCUGCUGGAUGAUAUCUCACAGCAACCUCUGGUGCAGGUGGCGUCCUGGUGCAUAGGAGAGUACGGAGACCUGCUGGUGUCGGGACAGUGUGAGGAGGAGGAGCCCAUUCAAGUUACAGAAGAUGAGGUCUUGGAUGUUUUGGAAGGUCUUCUCGUCUCCAACUUGUCCACCCCUGUGACCCGAGGUUACUCGCUGACUGCCAUCAUGAAGUUGUCCACUCGUUUCAGUGGCGUGAAUCGAAUAAAGAAAGUGGUGUCCAUAUAUGGCAGCAGCAUAGAUGUGGAGUUGCAGCAGAGAGCUGUGGAGUACAAUGCACUUUUCAAGAAAUAUGAUCACAUGAGGCCAGCCUUAUUAGAACGAAUGCCUAUUAUGGAAAAAACGGCCACUAACGGGCCGACAGAGAUCGUACAGACCAACGGCGAGACGGAACCUUCUGCACUGGACACGAAACACCCGCCCAGCAUCGUUCAGACAAAUCAGGCGAAUGAUUUGUUAGACUUGCUUGGAGGUAAUGAUGUUCCUGUUAUUCAAACCACUCUACCCACUAAACCCGCAUCAGCUGGCGGAGAGCUGCUCGACCUACUCGGGGAUCUGUCCCUCUCUGGUGGUCCAACCCCUGCACCUGCUCCUUCUGUACCCGUUUCCCAGCCGCCGUUCCUCUUGGACGGUCUCUCCUCACAGCCGCUGUUCAACGACGCUGCAGCAGCAAUUCCUCCGAUGAUCGCGUACAACAAGAACGGUCUGAAAAUAGACUUCACCUUCGAGAGGUCCAACCCGAACCCGAACAUUUCAGUCAUCACCAUCCACGCAACCAACUCCACCGAGGCGGACAUGGCCGACUUUGUGUUCCAGGCUGCAGUACCAAAGACAUUCCAGCUGCAGCUCCUCUCCCCCAGCAGUAACAUUAUCCCCGCCCUUAACCAGGGAAGCGUUACACAAGUCAUCAGGGUUCUUAACCCACAGAAGCAACAGCUGCGAAUGCGAAUCAAGCUGACGUACAACCACAAAGGCUCUCCUGUUCAAGACUUGGCCGAGGUCAACAACUUUCCCCCUCAGUCCUGGCAGUGAUUGUGCUGUUCACUCGAUCUGUAACACCCGCCACACACACGUAUAUGCACACACACACACACACACACACACACACACACACCCCAAGCGAGGGAACUGUGAGCUAUGAAGCGCCCUUCCUCAUCUCUGCCUGGCCCCCUGUGACAUAACUGCACAUCGCUGCCCUGGGGUUGCAUGGGAAACGGAGGAAUCUUCCUAAAAAACACACGCGUGCGCACACAGUGGUGUUUAAACCAUGAUGAUGACAAUGAUAAACCCUUUCCCUUUUUAUUUGUUGUCUUUUCUGUCUUUCUGCUUCAGAAUUAGCACAUCACUACUUCUCUUCCUGGCUUGCACUCGGUUUAGUGCGUGCGCGCACACGCACCCUAAGCUAGCCCUGACCCCUUUUCUUUCUCUACAUGGAUUAUACCACUCAGUGGUCACUCUGGAGCGGAGCUCGUUGGAAUGAGCAUUUGAUUCAUCUCGAUUUUCAUGUUUUUAAUCAUAGUAGGCUUAAUUUUUAAAUUAAAGAUUAACACACACACACAAAAAAAAAGGAUUAAUGAAAAAUUUUGAGCCUGAAGCACCUUUUUGGAUUCACGCUGGCAUUUCAGAGUUGGUUUAUACAACCAUGGCAUUUCAGAAAGAACAAGAAAUGUCAUACAUUUGAGUCGUCAGCUUUACUUUUUAUUCACAAAUGACCCAGUUUACAAUCUCUGGCGAAAUUCUCGUGCACACUGAACAAGCAAGUGUUGUUUUUUUUUUUGUUUUUUUUUUUCCCCCGUAACUGCUUUGCUCUACUAUAGUCUGUACUGUAGUCUUCAUUACACGUUGUACACCUUAGUUUAAACCGUACUAUGUUUUUUAAUAAUUAAAGCGAAAGGUUGGAGUCUGAGAUGGUGGAAAUCGGAGAGGGGCAGCCCUGCGUUCACACUAAACCGCAACGAAGUGAUGGUUCGUUUCCUACGUUUGCUUGCGUGACAUGGAGCCACGAUUUCGUCAGUGAGCGGCUUUUCAGAGUGCUAUGCAAAUUUGGAACGACACAUUGGCGUGACCGAUCCAAACGAUUGGCUCGAAUGGUUCCUCCAAUGGUUCCUCGGCUCGAUCCUGUGGCGCAUGUGGUCCGUUUCUUCGUUCAUGACUUGUCUUGAUGUGCAAAAAGUGAAGGGGGGGGGGGACCUUUCAGGGUCACAGUUCAUUUUAUCCUGUUAUUCUUACAUAGCUGAUUUAUUUAGCUAGCUUUGACAGCGUAGCUGGUACGAAGCUGAGCAUGUCAUGAGUGUUUUUUUUGUUUGUUUGUUUUUUUAAAUUUACUUUCAUGCGUGUUUAGUUAAGUUUAGGUGGUUUCUCUGGCUGCUAUCCUCUCAUUGGAAUGUGGAGGGGGGGGGGGAGAGACGCACACAACAGGCCACGCCCACAAACGAGCUGUUAGUUUGCGUGUUAGUGGGAACAUAGGUUAGUGUAGAUGCUCAGUUCUUUCACAGCGUUCACGUUUUUCUUCCCCUCAUGAAGUUGAGUUCCCUGCGUCUCUUUUUGGUACUUUGUCGCGAUAUUGACCGUCACUGGCCAAAAGUCGUCGUUGAACAUCAGUGCAGUUUGGAGAUGAGUUGAAAUUUUACACUGUAAAUGAGGUCCAUCAUGAAUGUAGUUACAUGCACUGAUUUUUUUUUUUUUGUGAUUUUUGAAGUGUGAGGUGGGGUUGGGGAGGAGGAAAAAAAAUCCUGUCGCCUGACUUAAAGCAUCGUGCCUUUUUGCCAUAAUGGUUCGAGCCGAACUGACUGGCUGCUUUCUGUAAAUCGGAGCAACAUUUAUUUCCUUCAUGGCAGAUAUCAAGAAUGUGACGUCGGUGUGAAAGUUUGUGCGAGUUGUGAUCUUUUCCCCCUGACUGAUUUAAUUCCUUUUUUUUUUUUUUUUUUCUCUCCAGCUCAUUUUUGGAAGCAGUAAUUGAAAUACCUCGGGUUUUUUUUUUUUUCCCUUUUGAAGAAGCAUCAAGAUGGUGCAUUCAGGCAUCUUUUGGGGGGGAAUUUAGUGUCCUGACAAAUGCGUCACUAACAAAUCUGUCUUCUCUUAGACACAGUAACCGGGUAGGUUUGAUUUGGGGUUUUUUUUUUGUACAAAAUGAAAUUUCAUCUUUUUAGUUCAGUAAUCAAAGCUGUAACUUGUGUACAUCAUGGGGGGUGGAAGAAAGUCUGCAUUCUGUUACUACCUUUCUCUCUCUCUUUCUCUUCCCCUACCCCACCCCACCGUGCUGUCUUGGGGCUUUUUUUGUACAUAUUGAGGGCUUUUAACAUGCAUCUAUCCUUUUCACCUUUUGUCUUUUUCUUUUUAAACAUGACCCUUUUCUAAUCUGAAAUCCUACGCAGUAAUCAGUCUAAUUUAAUAACUUCCCUGUUUGUUCAGAAGAAAAUGUAUUAUCUGCUGCCUGUAUAUUGUAUAUAACUGUAAAAGAUGAUGGGGGAGGGGGGAAUCAAAUCAAAUAAACUCCAAUUUGAAGACCUGUGGACAUAUUAGUUAAGGGGGUGUACUUGUAUACAAGUGUGUAAAGAAUCAACUGCAUUUCUUUUUCCUUUUGAUUUUUUUUUUUUCCUUUUUGUUUUGCUAAUCACGUAGAUGGCGGUCAGAAUGUCAGUGGUUUGAUGGAGUACUGAAAUGACGUUUUGCAAUAUGAUGGGAUGCAUGCGCUGCAUCACCACCCGAACCCUCCAAGCUUGGCUUUCUUUUAACAAAUCACCUUCAGGUCACUGUUGGUAUCGUCAGCACUUUUUUUUUUUUUUUUUUUUUUUUAAAUGACCAUUUCACUCAUGUCUAGAUGUGUUUUUUUUUUUUUUUUUUUUAACUGUAAAUUAACCUUAAAGCAAAAGCUGCACACUGAUUUUCUGACAUCAGAGAGAUUACUAACUCAUUUCUGAUUCUGUUCGUUCUCCGAGAUGCGAAUCAUCGAGGAGUGGACUGAUCAAAGCUGUUACUGUCUUAAUAAAUUUCUCUCUAUCCA
Molecule: messenger RNA, 5499 nt
Organism: Neoarius graeffei (lesser salmon catfish)
Lineage: Eukaryota; Metazoa; Chordata; Actinopteri; Siluriformes; Ariidae
Gene: ap1g1
Product: adaptor related protein complex 1 subunit gamma 1
Exons: 23
Coding region: 75-2528 (817 amino acids)
Biological process (GO): Golgi to vacuole transport; receptor-mediated endocytosis; intracellular protein transport
Cellular component (GO): AP-1 adaptor complex; Golgi apparatus; membrane coat
Molecular function (GO): clathrin-cargo adaptor activity
Source: RefSeq, a predicted model, not a curated record